AGAAAAUUUGUUUGCAGUGAAGAAAUAUUUUGACGAAAAAUUUUAAAAAAUUGUGUUUAAAAAUAUAUAUUUCUUGUAAAAACAUGGAAUUAGAUCCAGAUAUUGUUAAAGAAUUCGAACAACUAGAAGUUUCGCCGGAGAAACCCUCGGCAGAGGAAUUGCUUAAAUUUAAUGAAAAUGAACCACUCAAGGCCUUGGGUAGUGAUGGCAAAAACCAAAUGCCUUUAAAUAAUCAUCCAACAUUUACAACCAUACCCAAGUUUUUCCACGCUCCUCCUGCAGCCAACGACACGUUAAGGCAAAAUUUACGCAAAGAAGCUCAUUCCCUGUUCCUGCAAAAGCGUUCCCAAGAACUAUUGGACAAUGAGGAGUUGAAUACAUUGUGGUCUAUAUUAGAGAAACAUUGUACGCAAGUGACGCCCUUGGGCCAACAAUUAAUCGGCUACGAUGAUUAUUUGAAAGUAAUGCAGGCCGUAAGUGAAAAAUGUCGCAAAUAUUUAACGGCCCGUUUAUUUGCCAAACUGCAAUGUCACUCGGGUUACCCAGGUAAAGUGGAAAUAGUUUCCAUAUUUAAUUAUACCAUGCGUAAAGUGUGGUUGACUCAGGGCCGCAUAGGUUUAUCCUUUUACGAUGAUGUGGGCCAGGGAUAUUUAAGAGAAAUCGAUAUGGAAAAUUAUAUCAUUGACAUUAUACCAACAUUGGCACAAAUCAGCAGCUGUGUUCAACCCUCCUUUCAAAGUUUUUAUGUUUGUACAGUGGUCAAGAAAUUCUUUUUCUUUUUGGAUCCCCUGCAUACAGGACGCAUAAGAAUAAGAGACAUUUUGGCAUCUGGCCUGUUAACCGAGUUGCUAGAAUUAAGAGAUGAAGACUCCUCAAAAGAAUCUCAAGAACACAAUUGGUUCUCUAUGCCCUCAGUGCUGACGGUUUAUGGCAACUAUCUUAAUCUCGACAAAGACCACAAUGGCAUGUUGAGCAAACAGGAAUUGGCCGACUAUGGUUCGGGCACUCUCACCUCGGUGUUUUUAGAUCGAGUUUUCGAUGAGUGCCGUACAUUUGAUGGCGAGAUGGAUUACAAAACCUUUCUGGAUUUUGUUUUGGCUCUUGAUAAUCGCCAUGAGCCUCAGUCGUUACAUUAUUUAUUUCGCAUUUUAGAUGUUCAACAUAAGGGUUAUUUGACGGCUCAAACUUUGCAUUAUUUUUUCAAAGGCAUACAAGAACAGAUAAGAGCGGUCAAUGCAGAGUCGGUGAAUUUUGAAGAUUUGAAAGAUGAAAUAUUUGAUAUGGUAAAAUCGAAGGAUCCGUAUAAGAUAACGUUACAAGAUUUGAUUAACUGCGGCCAAGCGGAAACGGUAGUCUCCAUAUUAAUUGAAUUUCAUAAAUUCUGGGCUUAUGAAAAUCGUGAAGAAGGUGAAUGUUUGCAGGAAGAAAAGGAAACCCAAUGAAAAUUUUCUAUAUUUUCAUGCGACAUCAAGGGCGGAAUGUACGUGUGUACUCGUAUGUUGGUGAGGUUAAAUACAUGGACUAGUAAAAUUUAUUUUAACAAUUUUAUUUGUUUCUCUUUAUGAUUAAGUUCUUUUUAUUAUUAUUAUAGUAUUUGCAUUUGGUAAACAUUAAAAAUAAAGUUUUUCAUUAAGUGUUUUUAAGUUUUGUUUAAGAUUUAUUUCAUAGUUUUUAACAAUUAACAAUCGGUAACAAUUUUAUUUUAACUAAUAGAAUACAAAAACGAAUAUUUUCUAAUAAAAUAUAAAUAAAAUGUCUUAGCAUCCUGUAAAAACUGUAAACUCAUAAAAAAAUUCAGUUCAAUAUGAAAAAACAAGAUAAAUGGAGUUCACAAUGUAUGGCGAUUGCUGUAGGGCACCUAAAAAUAAGCUGAAACAAGAUUUAACAUUACAAUAAUUAUUUUUUUUUUUUUUCGGAAAUUAAUAGUGCAUUUGAAAAGUUUCGCAUUAGGUCGAAUAGUGAUUUUUUGGCCAAAUAUUAGGUUUGGUACAGUUUCGGUCGGACUCUAAAAUUUAAUUUUAACAGAAAAACUAUUCGAACAAAAUACUGAGCGUAUAUUUUGUAACUCGUUUCGAAUUUGUAUGUAUAAUACAUUGUCUUUCGAAAAUGUUUUCUUGCAGUCGGUGUAAUGUCCAACCAUAACUGUCUGAAGCAACCUUAAGUUUUUUUUUUAAAUGUAUUCAAUUCUAAUUUGCUUUUAUUUAAUACUAGAUUGCCGCCCGUUAGUAAAUAACUUCUCCCGGUAGCUAUUUACUAAUGUUAGUUCUGCAAGUUUCUUCAAAAAAUAUUUCUUAUUAGAAAACAGAAACAGAAGUGAAAAGAAGGUAAUUUAUUACAACUUUUUUAAUAAAUUUUUUUCUUUACAAACCAUCUCCUGAAAAUUUCGAAUCGAAUAAAAAAAAUCAGCCAAAUCGCUCCAGCCGUUCUCAUGUGAUACCAUUACAUACAUGGACCAUUUGAUUUUUAUAUAUAUUGAAGAUAGAUUCGAAUGUUAGCAUAUCGGAGAUUUUUACAUUUAAACCCAGCAAAAAUAUUUUUAAUCACGUCGAAAGUAGAACCAAGUGCAAGUGUUUUCUUUUCAGAAUAGUAAAUAUUAGUACCUUCUUUUUAGU
Messenger RNA from Calliphora vicina (urban bluebottle blowfly), 2612 nucleotides. Its product is annotated as serine/threonine-protein phosphatase 2A regulatory subunit B'' subunit gamma-like. Gene Ontology annotation, biological process: B cell homeostasis; microtubule cytoskeleton organization; cortical cytoskeleton organization. Gene Ontology annotation, cellular component: spindle; centrosome. The record is from RefSeq and is a predicted model, not a curated record. NCBI's taxonomy places the organism in Eukaryota, Metazoa, Arthropoda, Insecta, Diptera, Calliphoridae. Bases 84 to 1442 code for a protein of 452 amino acids. The transcript has 3 exons.